GCGCUACCUUGUAAAAUUCAUGCAAUCAUGCUCCUAUGUCGGUGACUCUUUCGUGUGUGUUGGUGUUGCGUUAAUAAAAAAGUGUAAAUACUUAAGAAAAUUUAAGAGUUGACAAAGCAAAAAAGUCACUACGGGCCGUGCGUUAACGUUAACCGAACAAUGCAAAAUCAAAUAUGUUUUCCACUGCAUACCGGAAAAUAAACAAAUACAAGAAGCAUAAAGUAUGCAGAAAAUUAAAUACAAAAGAAGCAUUUAAGUGUUGCGUGUGAGCGAAAGUAAAAGAAUACAGCUAGAAAAAUAACCGUUCUCUGCUCGUCGUCAUACAAAAGUUUUUGUUUAAAUAAUCAAAUUUAACAAAUCUUCGUUGCAUUUAAAUAAAAAUAAAACUGGUCUCAAAAAUUAAACUAAUCAAAAGCCGCAGACAGUGAAACAAAACGAAGCUUGACCAGCAAAUGCAACAUUUAAUAAUCAAUUAAAAUAAUUACAUAUAUAUAAAUAUAUAUAUAUGCAAACAUGCAGAUAUAACCAACUACACACGUUCCUUAAAACUAAUGUUUUCCAAACGCAACUAAAUCAAACGAUAACGAUUCAAGAAGCAGAAAACCGACACGUCGUGAAGCAACGGAAACAUCACCUCAUAAAGCAUAACCACAUAGGAAUAUUACAUACACACAAACUACUUCACGCAUAAGCUAUAUACACAUACACACACAUAUAUAUAUUCAUAUAUAUAUAUGUAUAUAUGUAUCCAAAAACGACACCGAUUUAAAUAAGCUGCAGGGAAACACUACGACAACAAAAAAAGCCAGAAAAGCAAAAAUCGUUUGUUUUUUUAUUUUAAUUAUUAUUUAGUGCUAGUACAUAAAACGACCACAGAUUUAUUUGAUUAACAAGAAGAAGAUCAAGCAAGGCAGAACGUUUGGAUUUAUCUCGUCAUAAAGUGCAUCGUCGUCGUCGUCGUCAUCGUCUACAAAUUGCAAUUAGGUUUUUAUUCAUAAAUGUCUCACAGCAACACACAGCCGAUAGCUUAAUGCGUGUUUAUGAACAGCCGGAACACAACGCCAAUCAGUUGAAGUCGUCGUGCUCGAUGUGGUCAUCGUAUUUGUACUCGUCAUUGUCAGAGAGAUGCGCCAAAGUCUGUUUAGGAGGAAGAUAGUCAACUGAGUACUGAGUACUAUAAACGGAACAGAAUAAACCCCCGCACAACACACAACACACACACAGACACACACACUCACACACACAAGCGCACACAGCACACGCAAACAAGAGAAUCCUUUGAAGGAAACAAGCCAUAGCCAAAGAGAGCCUGAGUGUCGUAGAGAACAGCGAGCAACGCCAAAGUACAAAUGCUCCCGAGCAACUGAGUAAAUCGAAAUUAAAAAAAAAAAAAAAACAAAAGCAUUCAACAAUUUAUGUAGCACAAACUUAGAGAGCAAGAAAACACUAAACGGGAUUCGGUUAAAACAAAACAACCUGAUAAACAGCAACACCAAAAACAAUUAAUUAACUUGAAGCAAGUAGAGGAGGGGCAAAAACUACUUUAGUAUAGAAAACAGGAUAAGCCCUAAAAUCCAACUGAAAGAUUUACGCACGUCACGGAGCGUGGUAAAGGCUCGGCAGAACGCGUAAGCGUCCUUUAAUCCAGUUAGCAUGGAGUGCUGUUUAUCGGAAGAGGCCAAGGAACAAAAGCGGAUCAAUCAGGAAAUCGAGAAACAGCUGCGGCGCGACAAGCGAGAUGCACGCCGUGAACUUAAACUGCUCCUGCUGGGCACGGGCGAGUCCGGCAAAUCAACGUUCAUCAAACAGAUGCGUAUUAUCCAUGGCAGCGGGUACUCGGACGAUGACAAACGCGGCUACAUUAAGCUGGUGUUCCAAAAUAUAUUCAUGGCCAUGCAGUCCAUGAUCAAAGCCAUGGAUAUGCUCAAAAUAUCAUAUGGUGUUGGCGAGCAUAAUGCACUCGCCGAUCUGGUGAUGAGCAUUGACUAUGAAACAGUCACAACAUUUGAGGAUCCAUAUUUGAAUGCCAUAAAAACGCUGUGGUCCGAUGUUGGCAUACAGGAAUGCUACGAUCGUCGAAGAGAAUAUCAGUUGACAGAUUCCGCUAAAUAUUAUCUGAUGGAUCUCGAUCGUGUGGCUCAACCUGAUUAUUUACCCACUGAGCAAGACAUUUUAAGAGUUCGUGUGCCGACAACGGGGAUCAUUGAGUAUCCCUUUGACUUAGAAGAGAUCAGAUUUAGAAUGGUGGAUGUUGGCGGUCAGCGUUCGGAGCGAAGAAAGUGGAUUCAUUGCUUUGAGAAUGUUACCUCAAUAAUAUUUUUGGUAGCGCUAUCUGAAUACGAUCAGAUCUUGUUUGAAUCUGAUAAUGAGAAUCGCAUGGAGGAAUCAAAAGCUUUAUUUAGAACUAUUAUUACAUACCCGUGGUUCCAAAAUUCAUCAGUUAUUCUAUUCCUUAACAAGAAAGAUUUGUUAGAGGAGAAAAUCAUGUAUUCGCAUUUGGUGGACUAUUUUCCUGAAUACGAUGGUCCACAGCGAGAUGCAAUAGCAGCCCGUGAAUUCAUACUGCGCAUGUUUGUAGACUUAAAUCCAGAUUCCGAAAAGAUUAUCUAUUCUCAUUUCACCUGUGCUACAGAUACCAGAAACUGCAACCUCGUGUUCGCCGCUGUGAAAGAUACGAUCUUGCGAUUACUACUAAAAGUUAUAGAAUAAACGACUCACACACUACCCCCAAUUAUAAUGGAAUAUCGAUUGAGAAGCCAACCUCUAUAUACAUAUAUGAAAACCUAUAUAAAUUAAUUUCAUGCCUUACAUUUUGUAUGCUUUUAUUUGAUUCUUAAUGACAAAAUAUAGAGUAAAAUGUAAUUGUUUA
Drosophila virilis is the source of this 2869-nucleotide messenger RNA. Its product is annotated as G protein alpha q subunit. Gene Ontology annotation, biological process: phospholipase C-activating dopamine receptor signaling pathway; adenylate cyclase-modulating G protein-coupled receptor signaling pathway. Gene Ontology annotation, molecular function: G-protein beta/gamma-subunit complex binding; GTPase activity; guanyl nucleotide binding. Gene Ontology annotation, cellular component: heterotrimeric G-protein complex. NCBI's taxonomy places the organism in Eukaryota, Metazoa, Arthropoda, Insecta, Diptera, Drosophilidae. The record is from RefSeq and is a predicted model, not a curated record.